Molecule: messenger RNA, 949 nt
Organism: Rhododendron vialii
Lineage: Eukaryota; Viridiplantae; Streptophyta; Magnoliopsida; Ericales; Ericaceae
Exons: 2
Coding region: 68-688 (206 amino acids)
Source: RefSeq, a predicted model, not a curated record
UUUCGUUGUCUCCCGAUUCCAUCUUGUUGCUUAAACACAAAGUCCUCCAGAGCAAACGCAAAUUAAGAUGCUGAGCCAUUUUCACGGCUGCAACAAUCUGGUGACUAUGAUCAUGACCUUCAUACCAAUCUUUUUCUUCUUCUUGUUCGGAUCAUCUCCGGCUGCAGCAGCCGGACGUGAGAUUAACCCUUUGGUGGAAAUAUCUAGCAGAGAGGACUUGAUGCAAAUGGCUGGAUAUGGAGAGGAAAGGCUCUCCACCGUCCUCAUAUCGGGUACAGUUUUUUGUCAUGAGACUUGCCUGGGGGAGAAAGCUCAAAUUGAUCCCCGUCCCGUUUCAGGUGCUUUGGUCGCUGUCUCGUGCCAUACAAGUGGAAAAACAAGCAAAUCAAAUUGGGUAGAAGUCAGUACAGAUGAAUUUGGAGAUUUCCUCAUUGAUCUUCCUUCCCACCUCCAUGCAAUUCCAAACUUAGGCAAAAGAUGUGUAGUCAAAGUUCUUCGGCUCCCAAAGCACUCGCUCUGUCACCCAGCUUUUACCGGGAACCAAACUGAAUUGAAAUUGUCAUCAUCUAGGAACGGCAUCCGUACUUACACGGCUGAAAGUUUAAACUUGACACCAAAACCUUCAGAAGGAUGCAUAAAGGAGACACCGAAGCAAAAGGUGCCAUCUGACCACCCUACUGAUGUGUAAGAUUGAAAAAUGGCCACAGCUCAAUUGGAUGGCGCUCUAGUCACAACAUUUGAGUUGAUAGGCGUGAUCCUGCCUUAUCUACCAGUCAUGUAAAUAUGUGUACAGAGAGAGAGAGAGAGAGAGAGAGAGAGAGAGAGAGAGAGAGAUUACAUGGAAAGCUAUGAGUGACUACAACUAAGCACUUUCAAAAAAGAUGUAAUUCUGUAUCAGAUGUAUUAUAAUUGUUCCCUGAAUAUUACAUUCAAAAUGCACGUUGUUCUA